Molecule: messenger RNA, 606 nt
Organism: Brenthis ino (lesser marbled fritillary)
Lineage: Eukaryota; Metazoa; Arthropoda; Insecta; Lepidoptera; Nymphalidae
Source: the annotation of a GenBank genome assembly
AUGGAACAAAAUAAUUUGCAAGUGAUAAAACUACACGAAAAUCCGCAAUAUUUGAAACCUUGCUGUGAACUUAUCAAUGAUGAGUGGCCUCGCAGCGAAACCGCUCGGAUGAUGUCGCUUCAAGCUUCUUGCGAUCAAUUGCCUACUAGUUUAAUAUUAAUUAACGAUCAAAGGCUUCUUUUAGGCCAUUGUAAGCUCACUGCCAUACCGAGUAUGCCGAAGAGUUGUUUUAUCGAAACAGUAAUAAUAUCUAAAGCAAUGAGAGGCAUAAAGCUUGGUACUUUUUUAAUGAAAGAAGUCGAAAAGUAUUGUAAAAAUGUAUUAAGAUUAGAUAUGAUUCAUUUGUCUACGAAAGGUCAAGAGAAUUUUUACGCUAAGUUAGGCUAUGAAUUAUGUGCCCCCGUUUCUAUAUAUGGUAGUAGUGUUGUUAACGAUAUCAAAACGGUAUCUAAAAUUGAUUUUGUACCAAAACAUAAUGUUAAUAUAAAUAAUUUGGUUUCGGCACCGCUACCACCACCCCCACCCCCGCCCCCACCGAUGCCGAAACUUCAAAGUGUAAAUAGUAAUAUCAAAACAAGUAAAACAUUUAUGUUCAAAUAUAUAAGU